Molecule: messenger RNA, 405 nt
Organism: Cetraspora pellucida
Lineage: Eukaryota; Fungi; Glomeromycota; Glomeromycetes; Diversisporales; Gigasporaceae
Source: the annotation of a GenBank genome assembly
AUGCCUCCUAAAAAAAAUAUCGGACCUUGUUCUAUUCGUAAUUGUCAAAGUAAUUCAAAUCAAUUUUGUAGGAUUACAAAAUAUGUAUUAACAAAAAUAAAAACAAAAGAUAUACUUAAUCAAUAUAAUUAUCUAGAAAUUAAAAUGCAGUUAUGUUUUCCUCAUUACUUAAGCAUCAUUGAGCCUGACCAUAAUGAUAGAAACAAGUUACCAACUAAUGAUACACUCAUUAUAGAAAAUAAUCAAACUGUUAUUGAAAUGUUACCAUUUAGUAACUCACUAGAAAAUACAGUUAACAAAAAACAAUUAUCUUUUGAUGAUAAAAUCACUUUAAUGACAAAAGUAUUAUAUGAAAAACAAAAAAAAGAAGACCAAUUACUUGAAUUAGAUUCAGAUAAUUUUUAA